UGUGGUUCUCAGAGCUGCACCGAUCACCGGCAUCCUCUUUCCUUCUCGCCCUUUUCUUUGGGGUUGCAUUCGUUAACUUGAAUAUUCACAUUCGCUAUGAGGAUCUCCCUCUCCACGUUCUUUGGCUGCCUGGCCAGCAGCAGUAUCUUGUCCACAGCCGUGGCACAGACGCAAUGUACCGUCAACACAUCGAUCGACAACUAUGCCCAGUGGUCGAGUAGCCUCAACACCCUGGGCGGGUGGACGAGUGAUGACGGGACGAUGUCGGUCAUCUCCGCCGCCUCAGGAAAGCUCUCGUUUACCCCCAAGUCCGACGGCAGUUCGUACUUUUACACUACGUUUGACUGCAUCGCUGCUCCCGCUUCGCCGGGCACAGCGGCCAUCACGUUCUCCAUCAAGGGCCCGGCGGGCAGCUCGUUCCUCCUGGAGAUCCAGGUGUCGCCCACAUGCUCUGAUGCAUACACCAGUCGGUAUGUGACCGUCUCCGCGAUUCCGGCCGCCGGGAAAACGGUUACCGUUGCUCUCCUGCCCGGUGAGGUCGUGCAGGCUUUCGCCUGGAUGGAUUUCACCCAGGGUGCUUGGGAACUCGGCCAGACGCAGCUGCUGUGUGCGUCUUCGGCGACUACGCCGUCCUCCGCAACGACAUCCGCCGUUUCGUCACUACCGGUUUCUUCGGUACCUGCAUCUUCGGUACCUGCAUCUUCGGCCCCCGCAUCUUCGGCGCCGGCUUCGUCGGUGCCUGCUUCUUCGACGACGUCGGCUCCUACAUCAACCCCCUCCGGCACCUGCAAGAACCUGUUGAUUGACGACUGGGCGUCCCAGUCGAGGCUGACUUUCUUGUACUAUAAUGCCAUGCUUGAGCCCUCCAGCGAUGAUGGAACCAUGAGCUCGGUCGUUGUAUCCAACAAUAGGGUCACCCUCACUCCUGGAACCAAUUCGUACUUCUACUCCCAGUUCGACUGCAUCAGUGCCACCAGCAAGUAUGGCGGUAUCAGUCUGCGUAUCAAAGCUCCCGCCGGAACCACAUUCACGGUUGAGCUUCAGACCAAUGCUGAUUGCACUACCAACAACCCCGUAUCCCUAGACCUGACCACCACACAGCUUGGGUGGACAUUCGACGGCACGGAGAAGGUGUACAACAUCGCUUUCAGCAAGUAUUCCGGCCUGGACACGGGCAAGCUCGUAGCUAUCCUCUUCCAGAGUUUCAGCACAUCUGUGACCAUGGGCCCAAUGGCAUUCUACUGCGGAACCACGAUCAGCGAAUACACGCUCCCAGCGACCACUACCGCCGCGGGACCCACCGCCACUGUACCGGCGACCUCUGCCACCGCCACUCCCUUUGUAAUCGACAACUUCUCCAGCGCCGACACCAACACCUUGGGUCAAUGGCACGGCGGCGACGAUGCCACAGGCAUGUCCAUCUCCGGCGGCAAGCUGACUAUCAACUUCUCGGACAGCGACUACUCCUUCUACACGCAGCUGACGGGCACCUGCCGGGACAUGACCGCCUACAGCAGCGGCUACCUGCACAUCGCCUUCACCGGCAGUGCCAAAUUCAGCAUUGCACUGCAGCAGCACAACAGCGCCUGCGACUCGGAGAUCGCCCCGUUCCCGGAGACCUGGGACGAGGUCUACGCCGAGCGCUACUUCAGCAACGGCCACGUCUACAUCCCGAUCUCGCACUUCAACAUCGUCAAGACCCGAGUGAUCGGUGUCGCCCUCAAGGGCUUCACCGGCACCGCCUCGACCGUCUUCUCGCUCGUCGAGAUCGUCCGCACCGCACCGAGCACCUACACCAUCCCGUCCAAGCUCGCCACCGCACCCCUCGUCUUCGCCUGCACGCGCCCCAACAGCUUCGCCUUCGCCAUCGACGACGGCCAGCCCGAGCUAGCGCAGCAAGUGCUAGAAACCAUCCGCGCAGCAGACAUCAAGGUGACGUUCUUCACAGUGGGCGCGGCACUGCUGGACCCCUCCACCAAUCUGUCGAAUGUGUACAACGAGAUGCUCUCGGAGGGCCACCAGGUCGCGCUGCACAGCUACACGCAUCCGAAGAUGGAGGGACUGCAGACGCUCGCCGAUAUCGACUGGGAGAUCGACAACGAUGUUGCCGCGGUGCAGCAGACGCUGGGCAUCAGCAGCAGCUACUUCCGCCCGCCGUUCGGAAACGUAGGCGCUAGAUUCCGCGAGCGUAUUGCGGCUAAGCUGCCCGGCGGGAAGUUGAUCAACUGGAGUGUUGACGUGCAGGAUUGGCUCUGGGGCGAAUCCUCCACCCCCGAGAAGCAGCUGGAAGCGUUCAGCGCGGACCUGGCGAAGGGCGGGAACCUGGUCGUUCUGCACUACUUGUACCCGAGCACGGUGCAGUACCUGCCGCAGUUCAUUGCGCUCGCGAAGGCUACCGGCAAGCAGCUCAUGCGUGUCGACCAGUGUCUUGAGGAUCCGAAUGCCCCGGCGCUGUAAAAGCGGGAGGUGUAGUGAGUAACGUAGGAUGGGCCCGAUGGGGGGAGGGGGGAAUGUAUUGAGUUAUGGCCUGCGGCCGGAUGUGCGGUAGUUGCUAGUUAUAGUUGUAGUAGUAAAAUGUUCAAGUGCCAG
Molecule: messenger RNA, 2589 nt
Organism: Tricharina praecox
Lineage: Eukaryota; Fungi; Ascomycota; Pezizomycetes; Pezizales; Pyronemataceae
Exons: 3
Coding region: 97-2457 (786 amino acids)
Biological process (GO): carbohydrate metabolic process
Molecular function (GO): hydrolase activity, acting on carbon-nitrogen (but not peptide) bonds
Source: RefSeq, a predicted model, not a curated record